GUGUCCCAUCCACCAUCGCUCCUCUCGGCCGCUGCUCAUCUCAUCGCAUCAGUCGCAGCGGCGCCAGCGGCUUGCGUCCACUCUCGCACCUCGCCUUGCGGUCAUUCGUCGUAGUGCGGCACUGCAGCGCGUCCAGGCCGCAUCUCGUCCCGCUCGGCCUCUAGGAGCCUCGCCUGCGCAGCGGGCCGGCCGGCGCUGCCCGCAUGCGCGCCUUCUUCCGCCGCGGCUCCGUCUCCUCGUCGCCGUCGGGCUCCGAGGCGUAUCCCAGCGGCAGCACGUCGUACGCGUCGCCCGAGGAUGUCUCGUACUCGGACGGCGCGGCGCGGCGUAGGCGUGCCGGCGCUGGCGAUGCGGUGGGCAUCCAGGGCGCACCGCUGCCGUCGAGCACGGCCGGCAUCAGCCCGACGGAGAGCAAGCGAGGGGCACUGCUGAGCUUCCGCGAGCGGAGCAAGCGGCGCGCAGAGCUGCCGGGCCGCGAGGAGCCGCAGCCGCGGCGGCCGGCGUCGAGCAGCAAGACGACCAUGCCGCCGCCUUCGUCCUUCAUCCGGCCGCGCGAGCAGUCCGACCCGGCAGACGAGGCGCUGACCUGGCGGCCGAACCGCGUCGCCGUCGCACCGCUCGACGACGGCGCGCCCGUGCGCAUCAUGCCCGCGUCGCCGCGGCCGCGAGGCGAGCGUUCCAGCUCGCCGGCUCGGCCACCAUCACGUCCAGCUUCGCGGCAAGGCGCGCUGUCGCCCACGGGCGGCUCGCUGCUGGCGUCGGCGUGGGAGGCCAGCUCGUCCGUGGUUCGCUCGCGCGACGGCCUGCCGUCCCUCUCCACAGCGCACAGUCACAGCGCGAGCGGCUCGUCGUACGCCUUCGAAGACUUGAUGCCGCGGUCGCCUUCGCGCAACAACUCCGUCUCGUACUCCUUCUCUGGCGACUCGCACCUGCGCACGGGCAUCAGCUCGGCCCUCUCCUCGCCGACAUCGACGCCGCGGGCUCCGUCGAGCUCCUCUCGCGCUUUCAUGACGCCCAGCACGUCGCAUCGCAGCACAGAGAGCUACGGCAGCGGCACAGAUGCGUCUAUGUCGCAGCGCUUCCCCGCUGCUGGCGGCACUGUGCGAGCGUCGGGCAAGACACCACGCCCUGCCACGGCCUCGACGCCCGGGCGGUCGCCGAAGCCGCGCGUCAGCCAUGCGCAGAGCAGCAGCGGGGACGGCCUGUCGCUCGCGGCGCGCCUGAACGAGCUGGCUGUGGCGCAUGGCGACGGGCUGCUCGCAGACGAAGACUAUCGUCAGCUGCGGCAGGCCGUGUUCGAGGGAGCGCAGGGCGAAGGCGCACUGGAGAUGCCGCGAGAGCAUCGAGUGAGCGGCGUGACGGCCGCACGGAAAUCGGAGCCUGCCGCGGAGCCGCCGCCACCGCUGCAUCUUGAAUCCUCGCACCGCUCCAUGCGCUCGACGCGCUCAUCGCUGAGCAACUUCGCCACCAUCUUCCGCAAGUCGUCGGUCUUGUCGAUGCGCGGCCGCACCACGUCGCACCCACAUCCGCGCUCUGCGCCGCCCACGAGCGGGCCAUCGAGCUGGGCCGGAGCACAGAGCACCGACGGCCACGGCAGCUCAUCGAUGCGCAGCGGCGACAGCCUCAUGUUGCCGUCAUCUGCACGCUCCGACUCGCGCAGUCUUUGGCAGACGGCGACGACUCUCGGGCGCUCGAACAGCUCACGCACGCGCGCGAGCCAAAAGGAGCUCGAGGCGGAGGUGGCCUCUGCACGCUAUGCACGCUCGAUACAUAACGCUGCAUCGCCGCAGCCUGGCCCCAGGAGCGCUGUUGCGCGGCCAGGCUCUGCGAUGCGCUCGCGCUCCGGCGACUCGGGUUUCUCGUCCAGCAACGGCGCAGCGAUGAUGCUGGGCGUCGAGAAUGCCGACCGCUCCGCCGCCGAGCUCAAGGCUGAGGUGGCCAUCGUCGAGGAGGAAGGCAAACGGUUGCUAGGCUCCUUUGCCGCGCUCGAACACAAGGCCAUCAGCCAGUAUACCCUCACGCAUGCUCAGCUGCAGCGCGCGUACGCAGCAAGCCAGCGCUCAGUCGCAGGCGAGAGCAACGGCGCACGCUCGAUGUUGCACGGCACAGCGAGCCAGCCGGCACUGCGCAAGCAAGCUGGCUUCGUCACCACGCCUCCAGCGGCUCCGCGCCGCAGCAGCAUCGGCAACCUGCUCACUGCGCCGCCGAUGGCGCAUCGCAACUCCGUUCACAGCCUCGUCUCGGACGACGGCACGAGCGCGACGAGCGACGAUGCAGAGGCGGACGCCGAGGUGAGCCAGCUCGCGGCUGAGCUGGCGAGCAUUGCGCGACGACGAGAAGAUGUGCGCCUGCGCUACGACGAGCGUGCCGCCUUUCUGCGCACCCAGCUGCGCUCCGCUACGAUUCGCGAGGGGCUGCGCCGCUAG
Molecule: messenger RNA, 2426 nt
Organism: Tilletiopsis washingtonensis
Lineage: Eukaryota; Fungi; Basidiomycota; Exobasidiomycetes; Entylomatales
Exons: 3
Coding region: 204-2426 (740 amino acids)
Source: RefSeq, a predicted model, not a curated record